Seriola aureovittata is the source of this 5884-nucleotide messenger RNA. RefSeq names its product chloride channel protein 1-like. Gene Ontology annotation, biological process: transmembrane transport; chloride transport. The transcript has 24 exons. Lineage: Eukaryota; Metazoa; Chordata; Actinopteri; Carangiformes; Carangidae. Bases 349 to 3204 code for a protein of 951 amino acids. Gene Ontology annotation, molecular function: voltage-gated chloride channel activity. Gene Ontology annotation, cellular component: membrane. The record is from RefSeq and is a predicted model, not a curated record.
CCACCAUCAUUAGGGGCGACUGCACUGAAACUACACCCAGCAACGCGGGAAUGAAGGGGUGCGGCCCCAGUCCAGAGACAAAGGAGGCAAAACCCAAGAAGUGCUGCUUCUCACUGCUGGUUGCUGUUUCUGCAAAAGCUCUAUGGGGAGUACCAAGAGCACCAAGGAGGCUCUGGCAGACGGGAAGCCACACGCCUGCUGACAGAGAGACAGAUCAAGAAACACGGCAACCAUCCCCGCAGCCAUGGGAGGACGCGGCAUGGACAUGGCCGUCGUGGCCAAAACGGAUACCACAGUCGCCAUCAGCAUGGGUUUCACAGCAGGCAGAGGAGCAGGGGUCAGUCCAACAUGGAGGGUGAGGCUGCUGAUGAGCAAACCGGUGAACCUGACCUCACAUCCUCUUUGAAGAAGAAGCGUUCCUACUCCAAGUGUCGAGACUGCAUAGCACGGGUGCAGCUAUUCCUUGUGACCAGGUUGGGAGAAGACUGGAUCUUCCUGGUUCUGCUGGGCAUCACAAUGGCACUGGUCAGCUGGACAAUGGACUACGCCAGCGCAAAGAGCCUGCAAGCCUAUAAAUGGAUUCAUGGGGAGCUGAGGGGGAACAUCCCCCUGCAGUUCCUGGCCUGGGUUUCAUAUCCCCUGAUGUUCAUCCUGUUCUCCUCCCUCUUCUGUCACCUGGUUUCUCCUCAAGCUAUUGGUUCUGGUAUCCCAGAGUUGAAGACCAUCCUGAGAGGUGUGGUGCUGAAGGAAUAUUUGACUCUCAAGGCCUUUGUUGCUAAAGUCAUCGGUCUGACUGCGGCUCUGGGUAGUGGCAUGCCUGUAGGCAAAGAGGGCCCGUUUGUUCACAUUGCCAGUAUCUGUGCUGCAGUUCUCAGCAGGUUCAUGUCCUUCUUUUCAGGAGUUUAUCAGAAUCCAUACUGUUAUACAGACAUCCUAACAGUGGGCUGCGCUGUCGGGGUGGGCUGCUGCUUUGGUACUCCACUUGGAGGUGUGCUGUUCAGCAUUGAAGUUACAUCCACCUACUUUGCUGUAAGAAACUACUGGAGAGGAUACUUUGCUGCUACAUUUAGUGCCUUCAUAUUCAGAGUGUUAUCCGUGUUUAACAAAGAUGCAGUAACCAUCACUGCUCUGUUCAGGACAAACUUUCGUAUGGAUUUCCCCUUUGACCUGCAGGAGCUGCCGGCCUUUGCCAUCAUCGGGAUUUCCUGUGGGUUCCUGGGGGCAUUCUUUGUUUAUCUCAACAGACAGGUGGUGCUGUUCAUGAGACGACCCAAUGCUAUGACCCGCUUCCUGACCAAACAUCGGCUGUUGUUUCCUGCUCUGGUAACGCUGGUCAUCGCCACCUUGACCUUCCCACCUGGGUUCGGACAGUUCAUGGCAGGAGAGCUGAUGCCCAGGGAAUGCAUCAACUCUUUGUUUGAUAACUUUACGUGGACGAAGAUUUCGGGAUCUCCUCCUCCGGUCGGUCUGGGCCGCUCCGCCGCCUGGCUGCACCCUGAUGUCAGCGUCUUCAUAAUCCUGCUGCUCUUCUUCCUCAUGAAGUUCUGGAUGUCUGCCGUGGCCACCACCAUGCCCAUUCCAUCUGGAGCCUUCAUGCCUGUCUUCAUACUGGGAGCUGCUUUCGGCAGGCUGGUAGGGGAGAUCAUGGCCACCUUGUUUCCUCAUGGGAUUGUGUUUGACGGCAUCCUUUACCGCAUCAUCCCUGGAGGGUACGCAGUCAUUGGAGCGGCAGCGUUGACUGGCGCGGUGACUCACACGGUGUCCACGGCGGUUAUAUGCUUUGAGCUGACAGGCCAGAUCUCCCACAUCCUGCCCAUGAUGGUGGCAGUAAUCCUGGCCAACAUGGUGGCCCAGGGCCUGCAGCCCUCCUUGUAUGACUCCAUCAUCCAAGUCAAGAAGCUGCCAUACUUGCCGGAGCUCGGCUUCGGACACAUGAGCCAAUACAACAUCUUUGUUGGGGACAUCAUGGUGAGGAAGGUGAACUUUAUAUCGUCUGAGUCGACCUACAGAGAAGUCAAGCUCCUUCUGGAUUCCUCUUCACUCAAGUCAAUCCCACUGGUCGACUCAAAAGAGUCUAUGAUCCUUCUGGGAAGCGUCGACAGGUUGGAGCUUCUGGCUCUCUGUGAUUGGUGGUUGUCACCAGAGAGGAGGCUCCUCAUGCAGGAUCGCAGUCUGCAGGAACAGAACCAGUCUCAGAAACACAGCUGGGAGUCCUUUGCCUUCGUAGAUGAGGAGGAAGAGGAGGACGGAGAGAAGGGCAGUCCAGUACAGGAGGAGAGGAACGGCCCCCUGCCUCCUGCAAAACCCCAGGAGCCUUCGUCAAACCACACUGCUCCUGUUCCUGACAAAGGUCCUCUGCAGUCUGUGAGGAAAACACUCAGGAAUCUCUUCUCCCCUAAGAACAGACAGACGGAGAGACAGUCACAGGAGCCCUGUCCUCCGCCCCUGUCCGACACAAUGACACCAGAAGAGAUCAAAGCGUGGGAAGAGGCAGAGAUGGACAAGCCGAUGGAAAUCGAUGAGAUACGAGUGGACCCUUCCCCUUUCCAGCUGGUUGAGAGAACAUCGUUACACAAGACUCACACCUUAUUCUCCCUGCUGGGGCUAAGUCACGCUUAUGUGACCAGUAUUGGCAAACUGGUGGGGGUGGUGGCGCUGAAAGAGCUCCAGAAAGCCAUCGAGGGCUCCACCCGCUCCGGCGUCCGACUUCGUCCUCCUCUGGCCAGCUUUCGUGACAUCAGCAACCACAAACCUCCACCUUCUUCUCCCGCUGCUCCUUCCUCUCCGACCUCCCCCUCCCCUCCCUCAGCUUCAGCUGCUUCCCUGCCCACCUCCUCUUCUCCGCUUCACCACCACCACCAUCACCACCACCACCAUCACCACCAUCCCCAUGUGAAUGAGACGGAGGUGUGGAUUGAGGGCUUGACAAGGGAGGUGGCGGAGAGCAGCAGCACCACCAGCAGCAGCAGUAGCAGUACAGGAGAUGAUGGUGCCAGCAGUACGGGGGCCUGCAGCUCAGCCAGUAGGAGUUGCAGUUACAACAGCAACCUUAACCUCCCUCCCUCCUCCACUCCUCCCCCUGUCCCUUCUUCCUCCACUGCUCCUCCUUCUCCUCCCUCUCCCUCCAUCCCUCUCUCCACCCUAAGGCCCCUACAGGAACUCCUUGAUGGGGGUGAAGACAGCGACGAUGAGCCAAUGGUUUAGACUAGACGAGUGUUUUUUAUAAUGAAAAACUUUUUUAAUGGUGUGAGUUUUUCCUUCUGUUCUUAAUUUGUUGCUCUGGUCUUUGGACAUUUUACCUCGUUAUCCCACCAUUACUGAUUCUGUCUGCUCCUGUCACAGACCUUUUCUCCGCUCUGUCUGCCCCGACCUCUCUGUCGUUCCUUAAUGAGCUCUGUAUGUGUACAUUUUUUUUGAUACAUGUCGUGCAACCCUUUCUCCUCAUUUUCUCUUUCUCAUUGUUUUUCACACGUACAGUCUCAAGGGUUCAAUCAAUAUGGGUUAAACUCUUCUUAAUCUUUGGCAAAGAAUUUACUGUUUACUCCAGGAUUAUUUUCUUGUCAGGUCGUAAUGGCAGCCCAAACAGCUUCAAGACAAUAAUAGCCUCACCACUGAAACCUGAAACAAAUCAUCUCAUUGUUAGUGGCUCAAGCCUCACUGAAUGUAGACUGUGGGUAUAAACCUGCCAUUGGGCACCUAUUGCAGAGCGAGGUCGUUGUUGAUAAAACCAAAUCUUGCUGAAAAUUGUUUUGAUGAAGAUUUGGAUCGUGCAAUUACACGGAAGUGCUGUUUUUCUUUUGUAUUGCUUUAUUUAUAAUAAUAAUAAUAAUAAUAAUUUAGAAUAAUUGAGAACAUUUCACCGUUCACAGAGAAACAGCUUUGCAGUUACACAGUACUAGAAGUGUGCAGCAAGUGAACAGCAUGGCUAAGCACCCUUUCCUUCUCAAAAAACAUUUUCUUUUUUUCCUUUUUUUAAUUGACAAUAUGAAUCCAAUAAAAUUUCCCAUUACAAUUUUUACAAUCUGAAACAGAGAUGUAUAUUAACCAAGGUGUGCAUUAGCAUGUUUGGAGAGGGGAAUCAGCCAUUUUAAUGUUCACCAUGUGCAAAUGUUUCCCCAAAACAAGUUCCCCGCCCAAGAUGAUUGUGAUUGGUCUAUAGAAAUGCAAACUCAUUCAGUCAGACUAUUCUCCAGUCCAGACACCACUGCGGAGGUCUCUUUAGUCUUAGGAUAUAUAUUGCUCAUCUUAAAUCACAAAGAGCUCAAUUAAAAACUUUACUGAGGAAUACACGUAUAAUAUAAGAAUAUAGUUUGCAUUGUUCCUCUUCGGAUUUGAAUUGAUUGGACCCAUCUCAUGGUGUUUUCCAGCACAACAUAUGUUACGUCGUGUUGUUAUUAAAAUUAUAUGCUGUGCUGAAGAGUAACACAAACCUGAGCAGCCCAAACUAAAAGUGAACCCAGUGAAUCCCCGCACAGUACUUCUGCAUUACCUGACCGUUUAUGUGUCUUUAAAAAAAGGGUUUUAUCGGAUGAGAGCAGGAGUUAUUGAUUUUCUUUUUUUUUUAACUGGCAACAGACCAUCUGGAUAGCAGUAGACUAAUGGAGCUGCUCAGUCCACUGUGGAAGAUUGGCCAAAGCCCCAAAACGACCUCCAAAUUGUGUGCUGACCUUGUGGAUGCAGCCUCAGAGCUCAUCUCAUCACGGUUAAGUUGAUAGAUGGUGGAGCUAAAGGCGGCUGACGACAGCCAAACCCCACUGCAGAGAUCCUGGAGUUUUUUUUUUUUUUUCUUUUCAUUUUCCCUGACAACAAGGAUGCCUCCCAGAUUCAACAAAGAUCACUCAUGAGUAGGUUAGAUAAUUUACACUUAUGUUGCACAAAGAAAUGCAACAAGUACACAACAAGAGAAGCUUUUCUUUCCAGAAUGUUACAUCUAUCAUCCUGGAAUGGGAUUCUUCAGUGUUAAUGUCUGUAAUGUCUUAACUUUUACCUAACCUAACUUAUAGUGGAUGUCCUGUUUAUUUUUUUUUUCUUAAAAAUCUACAAAAUUAAUGACUGGAAAUGUUCAACCCUCUUAAAGUCACUGCUGAUGAUACUGUACGUCUUCAUGUUUAAUCUUCUACCUUAAUAACUGCAUUUAUACAUUGUUGAACUUGUUCUUUUUGUGGUGCACUCUUUUUCCUUUAUCACUCCAUCUUCUCUUACACUCUUAUCUCCUCUUCAUCUUCUGGACUCAGUUUCUCAGGUGCUGCCUUAAAAGUCUUUAAACCUGCGGAUUUAUCAAAAAGCUUUUUCUCUAUGUCUGUGUGAAUUAAAAUGUGUGUCUUUUCUUAAGGGGGGGUGGGGGGUCUGUACUGGACUAAGUGCUGAUUUCCUUUGUCUGUCUGUGGUUGUGGUUCAUGUAUUUAUUUAUUUAUCUUUUAGUAGAGUCAAAUGUUAUCUCAAAAUUUAUAAAACUGUGAACAGUGUAGUUAAAUAAAGUUUUAUUAAGUGAAAUGCUUUAAUUGUUCGCCCUCAUGUGUUGUGAAUUUGACCUUUAUCCAGGUCAGGCUGAUUGUAGAGGAAGACCAGGACAGGGGAAAGGCAGCACAUUUUAAGACAGACAGAAAGAAAAAUGUCUCUUUUGCUCAACCUCCUGGACCAAGAACUGAACUCAGUCAAGGUAGGGUAGAAAUAUUGAUUUGUGCAUUAGAAGACACAGGAUUUUUCCACAGAUAUAACAAUAACACUAUACUGCUACACUAAGCAUUUUCUUCAUUUUCCUCUAGAUAUUUUAUAUUUCACCUUAAUUUUUAGAUAUGAAUCUAACCUGAAGUCUCAGGUAUACAAAUGUUAUUUCUGUGGUGUCAGAACUGCUCACGUAACAUUAAAGGUCCCAUAUUUUUCA